Xiphophorus couchianus (Monterrey platyfish) is the source of this 6757-nucleotide messenger RNA. It is a transcript of the gene ctnnd2a, whose product is annotated as catenin (cadherin-associated protein), delta 2a. The coding region runs from base 22 to 3675 and encodes 1217 amino acids. Gene Ontology annotation, cellular component: cytoplasm; nucleus; plasma membrane. The transcript has 23 exons. Gene Ontology annotation, molecular function: protein binding. NCBI's taxonomy places the organism in Eukaryota, Metazoa, Chordata, Actinopteri, Cyprinodontiformes, Poeciliidae. The record is from RefSeq and is a predicted model, not a curated record. Gene Ontology annotation, biological process: cell-cell adhesion; dendritic spine morphogenesis.
AUAGAGCCAUUUAAGCAGGAAAUGCUGCGCCGGUCUCUCUCAUACACCUACUUACACAGUAGCGUCUACAAUGGAACAAACGAUGCAAUGCCGGUGCCAGACCAGCCAGCAGAACAGGAGAAGGGGGCGAUGGUUGCCCCUGUGAUGCCUGCCUCCAACGGCGACAGACCUGAGACGGAGACCACCUCAUCCAUCCUCGCAUCUGUCAAAGAACAGGAGCUUCAGUUUGAACGUCUGACCAGAGAACUUGAAGCCGAACGUCAGAUUGUUGCCACCCAGCUGGAGAGAUGCAAGCUGGGAUCAGACGCAGGCAGCAUGAGCAGCAUCAGCUCCACAGAUGAACAGUUUCGCUGGAAUGCUCAAGCAGAUGGACAAAAGGACAUCGAGGAUGAGUUAACGACUGGUUUAGAGUUGGUCGAUUCUUGCAUUCGCUCUCUACAGGAAUCAGGAAUUCUUGACAGCGGAGAACGACCGGCUCUUCUUUCCCAGAGUUCCUUGCAGCUCAACUCCACCCCGGAGGCUUCGCUCCAGUACUCUGCCAGCUACCAUAGCAACCAGACCCUCGCCCUUAGCGACAGCAUUUCUGCAGCAACUCCUCAGCGCAGCGGGCAGGUUGGAGGAGCCGUGCACAGCUACAACCAGGUGACAUCUAGUCGUGCAGCCCAGCAGCAACAAUCACAAACUGGAGCAGGAUCAGGAAUUUACUACUCCAGCUCUACUUUACCUGCUCAGCGGGUCAGUUCCCCCCAUUCUGGGGGAGGAGGCUCAGGGUCAGGUUCUCCCAGUAAACACCAGCGUUUGGGAUCGGCCUCCGACACGCCAGGUUAUUCCACUACCCAGCGCCUGCCUUCCUCUUCCCCCUCUUCCUCUCCCAGCAAACAGUCUCCUGCUAACCGACUGGCCAAGUCGUACAGUAGUACGGUUGCUGUGACAACAGCAGGAGGUGGGUCACCACUGAGGGUGGCAUCUCCACCAAAUUCUACGGCAACAGGAGGAGGGAACAGUUCAUCAUCGUCCCCUCUUCACCAGAUGAGUUCUGGCAUAGGGAGCUAUGCCACUUUGUCUCCUAAGCGUCUGGCAGCUCACCACGCUUCUGACCAAUACAAGAUCUCACACGAGCUCUACGCUACUGCUACCCUACAGAGGCCUGGCAGUCUGGCAGGCUCUCGUGGCUCCUACAGUAGUCAACACAGUCAAGAAGCUCUUCGGCCCUUAGGGUCCCCCGAGCACCACAUAGAUCCUAUCUAUGAGGAACGUGUCUAUCACAACAAGGGUCCUAUGAGGAGCCUUAGUCAGAGCCAGGGACCAGAUACAGGCCCCUACCGCAACAACACUGCACCCUCUUCCCCUGGUGUCGACUCCACCCCUUUGCAGCGAACAGGAAGUCACGGCACUGGCACAGGUAGCUACAGCCGUGGUGGGACCAACAACUAUGCCACAGUGGGGCCAGGAUACACUUCAAGCGCCGGUGGAGGAGGCGGAGAUGUUUACGGGUCAGACCCUUACGUGGCGGACCCCUACCGCACCCUGCAAUACUGCCCCUCGGUGGUGGAAUCUCCUUAUAGCAAGUCCGGGCCGGCCCUACCGCCUGAAGGAAGCCUGCAGCGUUCACCUUCCAUCGACUCUAUUCAGAAAGACCCAAGAGAGUUUGGGUGGAGAGAUCCGGAGCUGCCAGAGGUGAUCCAGAUGUUACAACACCAGUUCCCAUCGGUGCAGUCCAAUGCUGCAGCUUACCUGCAGCAUCUGUGCUUCGGAGACAACAAGAUUAAAGCUGAGAUCCGUAGGCAGGGAGGCAUCCAGCUGUUGGUUGAUCUGCUGGAUCACAGGAUGAGUGAAGUUCACCGGAGCGCCUGUGGAGCAUUAAGGAAUCUGGUAUAUGGCAAAGCCAAUGAUGAGAACAAAGUGACCCUGAAGAACUGUGGGGGGAUUCCUGCUUUGGUCCGUCUGCUUAGGAAGACUGGGGAUGUGGAAAUCAGAGAGCUUGUAACAGGUGUGCUGUGGAACCUGUCGUCAUGUGACGCCCUGAAGAUGCCGAUUAUCCAAGAUGCACUUGCAGUUCUGACCAACAGCGUCAUCAUACCGCACUCCAACUGGGACUCAUCUCCUGGUCACCUUGAUGACCGCAAACUCCACCUUCAUACUUCCCAGGUGCUACGCAAUGCUACAGGCUGUCUCAGAAAUGUAAGCUCAGCAGGUGAGGAAGCACGACGGAGAAUGAGAGAGUGUGACGGCCUUACAGAUGCUCUGCUCUACGUUAUUCAGAUCUCCUUGGGGAGCAGUGAGAUUGACAGCAAGACUGUAGAGAACUGUGUUUGUAUUCUGAGGAAUCUGUCAUACAGACUGGCUGCUGAGACAUCCCACGGCCAGCAAGGUGGUCUUGAAGAGCUGGAUGGGCUGCUUUGUGAUGCAAAUGGAUGUGAAGGGGAGAGCUCCGGUUGCUGGGGGAAGAAGAAGAAGAAAAAGAAGGGAGCUGAGCAGUGGGAUGGUGUGAGUCCCUUUCCCGACACAGCUGAGCCUCCCAAAGGGGUUCAGAUGUUGUGGCACCCCACCAUUGUCAAGCCAUACCUCACUCUGCUUUCUGAAUGCUCAAAUCCCGACACGCUCGAAGGCGCCGCUGGAGCCCUACAGAACCUUGCUGCAGGCAGCUGGAAGUGGUCAGUGUACAUUCGGGCCGCUGUCCGUAAGGAGAAAGGCCUUCCCAUUCUGGUGGAGCUACUGAGGAUAGACAACGACAAAGUAGUAUGUGCUGUCGCCACUGCUCUCCGAAAUAUGGCCCUGGACAUCCGGAACAAGGAGCUUAUAGGAAAAUAUGCCAUGAGAGAUUUGAUCCAUCGGCUACCGGGCAGUAGUUGCAGCAGCAACAAUAACACCACCAGCAUUGGAACGUCGGGCAAUACAGGCACUCCCAGCAAGGCCAUGUCAGACGAUACGGUAACUGCCAUAUGCUGCGCACUACAUGAAGUGAUAACCAAGAAUAUGGAGAAUGCAAAAGCUCUACGUGAUUCUGGCGGGAUUGAAAAGCUCAUCGGCAUUGCCCGCAGCAAAGGAGACAAACACUCGGCAAAAGUGGUGAAAGCAGCCUCUCAAGUCCUCAGCAGUUUGUGGCAGUACAGAGACCUGCGCUCCCUCUACAAAAAGGACGGUUACUCCCAGCAUCAUUUUGUGGGUUCUGCAUCAACAAUAGAGAGAGACAGACAGAGGCCCUACUCUUCUUCACGAACUCCCUCCGUUUCUCCCGUCAGGACAUCCCCAAAUAAUCGCUCCGAUGAACUUUCAAGCCAGCCCAAAAGAAGCGUAGAAUCCACAGAAACAAGCUCUUGUCCAUUCAGAGGGAACCAUACAUGCUUGGUGUCAUUGUCCAUUUGGAAGACUCAUUUGUGUCUCAGGUGUAGCUUCCUGGCUGAUGUCCUGACAUUGUUGCUUCAACAAUUCCACCUAAUGUUCUUUACCUAUUAUGCUAUUGAUAUUAUGAAGUGUACCAGUCUAUUCUGUAACUACGAAUCCCCACAAUAUGAUGCUGCCCCCAGGCUCCAUAGUUGGGAUGGUCUUCUCAGACUUCAUUUUUUUCUCCAAAUAGGGAGAAAAAUGACGGUCAUCACUGCCAAACACUUCAAUUUCAGUUGCAUGAAAUCCCAGAGCUUAUCACCAAAAUUAAAGAACUUAGUCGCUGAAUGAAAUUGCAGUUGUAUUGUUGCUUUUUUAUGUUUCUGGAAGAUUGCUUUCUUACUUCAUUCUAUAAGAUGACUCUCUUACAAGCUUCAGCCAGCAUCUUCACAAGGUUUCUAGCUUCUCCAUGAUGUCAUUUGAAAAAAAUAAAUUGGUUCUUCUUAAUUUAACUCAAAUCUAAAUCUUAUACAGUGCUGACAUCAUUGUCUGGGCUUUUCCAAAUUGUUGCAAUACUUAGAAAAUGUAUUUUAUCUAAACUUCUGAAAAAAAUAAUAGGAUGCAAUAGAGUAGAAUUAAAACAUUCUUUUAUGUUUCACAAUGGGAAUAACUUAUGUGCAAUCAGAACAGAAAACUCACACAAAGGUAGGAAAAUCCACAAUAUAAAAGCAGAAUAAAAAAAAAACACGCUGUGCAUUAGGGACAAAAUUUCAACAUAAAAACUAAAAGAUAAUGUACUCCACUCCAAAAGAAUGUUCGACUGAGUAGGUUAAUCUAAAAAUGUACAAAAUAUAAUGCGUAUCUGAACAUUAAAAAGACAAAAUUAAAUAAUAUUUCAUUACUUUUCAUUUAUAAGAUGGUAAUAAUUGUGCACAUUCUAAACCAGAACAGCUUAAACUUUCAAUCAAGGGAGCUAAGAAGGUGAAACCUAUUUUCAUAUCGUGGAUGUAAAUAUCACGUUCAAACCGUAUCUGUGUCACAUCUAAAUUUAUUUACAUUUGUGAUUUUUUUUUUUUUUUUUUUACACAAUAAAAUUGAAAAAAAAAUGCAAAUAUGUAAAACCUGACAUGCAGACACAUCGAUUAGCCAGUAGCAUCAACAUUCACCAGUCCAUCAGUUUUAUACUAAGACCAAAUAGCUCCUGGCAUCAGUGCUUGCUGUCUAUUGGCUGUCAUGCUAUGAACUAUGAUUAUCAUUAGCCUUUAGCCUGAGCCCACUGGCCUUCAUGCUUUGCACGAGUGCAUUAGCAUUAGCUGUUAGCAUUGGUAGUAGAAGAGCCUUUAGGUGUUCUUUCUCCACACUGGGCUUAGCAAGCUGAUGAGGCAGAAAAGUAUUUUUCCUUCCUCCCGGCUUAGAGAGGUCUUCAAGGACCCUGCUGAGAGAGAGAGAGAGAAACAGAAUAAGUGAGGGACAGAAUAAGUGUGUGUGUGUGUGUUGUGUGCAAGCAUUAGGAAACAGAGACGGAGGAAGGGAUGCGAUAAACAGAGAGGGAGAUAAAAAGAAGAAAAAUACAACAUAGAGACAAGAAGGAUUGAGGGAUGGUGCAGGGAGGAGGCUGUGAAGGCUCUGGAUUUGACUUUGGCAAGUGACAUUGGGAGUGGUUUUGUGUUUAUGAUACCAUGGAGUUGAGGGGCUAAAACGCUAAAUUAUUGGAUGUGACUCUUCAUCCUCCUUCCUCUGCUUUGUACACACCCUGUCUCCCACUCCCCUCUCGUGCUUUUAACUCGUCGUCUCACUUUCUCCUCUUGUCCUUCUUCAACUGCACCUGUUCGCAGCAAUCCUCACCUCUUGCUUCUAAUCUCUUACUCCUUCUCGACCACACACUCGCCAAGGCACGCACGCACGCACACACCCACGCACCCCGCACCGCCCCCCACGCACACACACCCCCACACGCAUUAGUAUCUCCUCACUGCAUAUGCUCCAGACUGCAAUCCGAGUCCUCAGAGAUGGAUCAAAGCAAAAGGGUGUAAUGAAGGCAUGCAAGCGCAUUGGGAAAGGAGGAAUGAAAGAGUUGAUGUGAGAAGAGAAUGAUAAAACCGUGAAAGAGGAGCUGAGUUAAGGGGCUGAAAGACAGAGAGGGCAGCAAGGAAUGCAGAGGGAGAGACCUAUGCCUCCCUCAUGGCCACCACAGGGUACCAGAAUGUUUUACCCUUAUACAGUCAGACUGAAGGCCAUGACAACCAGACACUACUGGCCAACCUCCCUUGGUUACUGUAACCAGUGAUAACCUUUUCCUUGUGGGAAACUGGCAGGUUUAAUAUUUCAACUUUUGGAAUCCGACAGUGUGUAAUGAUUGAAUUAGUGCAAAUGUCUUGCAGCAUAAAAAGCAUUGCGCUUACACAAAGUUUUGUGUAUGUGGAACACACAUACAUGUUUUAAUGUGUGCAUGUAAUUUUCAAUAUCUAAAACAAGAAUACAAAAAAAUACAUCUAAAACAAGACUACAAAAAAAUACAUCAAGUAAUAUGCACCGUUAAAAAUGAACUCUAGACACCUGAUUCCAAACAAAUUUACCAACGCUAGUGAUGAUUAUCUGCUUCAACGGCAGUCAAAUUCAGGCAUGUUCAUCAGAUUAAAUGUAGCUUCUGAAAAUAACUACAAAAACUUUUCUAAUAUUUCUAAUACCCACAUCGUAGUGAUGAUGGCUAAAAAAAAAGAGAGAAAAGAAAUAUAUGGAUUUACUUUUACAAUUAUAAUGCGUGAAAAAUGACACAGCACAAAUUACUCUUUAUAUUGAUGUUAGGUUGAAAUUCAGUAAAACUAAGGUUAAACACCAUUAUUGGAACUGACUAACAUAUAAUGUAUUAAAGAAUGUAUCGAUUGAUGUCUUCAAGUUAAGAUUCAGUAAAAAUCUCAAUAGGAUUCCUUGUGUGUUUUAUUGCUUUAAGUGUGUUUUAUCUAUGGCAGGGUUUGGGCCCUGUUUGUGGCCUGUCAAGAUAAUGUUCAAGGGCUCUUUAUGUGAUAAUUUGGUAUUGCAUAAUUCAGGACUUGACCCGGCUGUUGGCAAGCAUGUUUUCUUGAUCAAUAUCUCGACAGUUUCAGAUUUGUAUAAUUUACAAGCGCUUUACACACACAAAGAACACAAGGAAAUUGAAUAUAUUGUGCGGACUGAGGUAUUGUACACCAGAUGCAAAAUUUGAUAUUCCAAUAACAUGCCCAUAAGUGUGCGCUUGAAUUCCCAGACGUUCCUUAACGCGCUGGAGGUGACCCUUUCUGCUGACAAGCUAAAUGAUGAAUAAUGAGUGUGCACCUUGACGACACACACACACACCCCUGCAAACACAAGCAGGCGGAAUGUGAAGGCUUCUGCUGUUCUGGGUUUAUUGCUCUCAUUAAUGCCUGCAUCCGUUUGUGUGUGUGUGCGCGCACGC